AUGCGUCAGGUGACUUCUGCUACUACGUCUGGCUUGAUCACGGUUCCAGGGAGUCAACCUGAGUCAGGCCUGUCAGGCACUGUCUCUUCGGUUGAUCCUUCUGGUCAUAACCUGAGCAGAGGUAGUGUCAGCAGGAUCGCCAGCAAGAAUGCUGCUAGUAUCGCUGCAGAAUGUAGGCCUUUGGUGUUGGAAACGAACGAAUCUCGGGUAGGCUCUACAUUAAACCCACCCCCUCAUGCUUAA
Molecule: messenger RNA, 243 nt
Organism: Protopolystoma xenopodis
Lineage: Eukaryota; Metazoa; Platyhelminthes; Monogenea; Polystomatidea; Polystomatidae
Source: the annotation of a GenBank genome assembly